AUGGUCAAUGUGGCUCAAUCGGUCUAUGGUCUGGAGACAUGCAUGCAUUUGACCUCCACCGAUAUGCCGCUCGAAAGGAUAGACCGGGCUUUUCUGGCUGUCUAUAAGGCUAGCUGCACUAACAUUUUGGCUCUGCGUGGCGACCCGCCUCGGGACAUGGAAACUCGGGACGCCAAAGAGAACGGAUUUCAAUAUGCGAAGGACCCGGUGAAAUACAUUCGCGAGAAGUACGGCAGCCACUUUGACAUUGGUGUGGGAGGCUACCCGGAAGGUACCGAUGAUAAUGCGGAUGUAGAUAUCCUGAUUGAUCAUUUGAAGAAGAAAGUCGAUGCUGGUAGUUCUUCGUCAUUACACAAAUGUUUUAUGAUGUGGACAACAAAUUCAUUGAGUGGGCGAAAAAGUGCCGAGCUAAGGACCAAGAGUCGUGUGCCGCCAGGGUGGAUGAAAGCCCUGGAGCCCGUCAACAACAACGAUACUGCUGUGCGAGAGAUUAGCAAGUGCCUGAUUGCAGACAUGUGCCGAAAGUUGAUUGCCUCUGGCAUCAACCAUCUGCGCUUGUCUCACUCCAUCGAAAGAAUCCCCCAUUCAGCGAGUGCUGCCAUGGUGGCCGUCACUUACUUUGUGCCGGAGAAUCGAAGGCAUGCGGCCGAUAUUCUGGCAUAA
This is a messenger RNA of Penicillium cataractarum, 663 nucleotides long. RefSeq names its product Methylenetetrahydrofolate reductase 1. The record is from RefSeq and is a predicted model, not a curated record. Gene Ontology annotation, cellular component: cytosol. Gene Ontology annotation, molecular function: methylenetetrahydrofolate reductase [NAD(P)H] activity; FAD binding. The transcript has 3 exons. Gene Ontology annotation, biological process: tetrahydrofolate interconversion. The coding region runs from base 1 to 663 and encodes 220 amino acids. NCBI's taxonomy places the organism in Eukaryota, Fungi, Ascomycota, Eurotiomycetes, Eurotiales, Aspergillaceae.